AUGGCACCACCAUCCAACCCCCCCAAGUCCCAACAGGGUGAGAGUCCCUCGGGUAGCGGGAAAAACGAAGCAUCAUCUCCGCAUGACCCGCCGGCGCCAUCACCGUCCUCAUCGUCGGUCAACGAUAAUCUAGCCCAGGCCCUCAAAGACCUUGCAAGGGGAGAGCAGACGGCCAGCACGCUCGAGGCGAACCUGACCAACCUGGAGGGCAAGCUAGACGAGAUACUCGCCUCGUUUGGCGUCUCCGAGGCCGACCUCGACGCUCUUGACGAGCAGGAGAAGUCGCAGAGUAGCGGCGUGAAGGGCGCAACGGGCGGUGCUGAGAACGGCGGCGCGGGCGAGGAUAAGAAGGGGGGUGCGUGA
Messenger RNA from Chaetomium fimeti, 363 nucleotides. RefSeq lists its product as uncharacterized. Lineage: Eukaryota; Fungi; Ascomycota; Sordariomycetes; Sordariales; Chaetomiaceae. The record is from RefSeq and is a predicted model, not a curated record. The transcript has 3 exons. Bases 1 to 363 code for a protein of 120 amino acids.